Phyllopteryx taeniolatus (common seadragon) is the source of this 2402-nucleotide messenger RNA. It is a transcript of the gene flot1b, whose product is annotated as flotillin 1b. Bases 141 to 1424 code for a protein of 427 amino acids. Lineage: Eukaryota; Metazoa; Chordata; Actinopteri; Syngnathiformes; Syngnathidae. Gene Ontology annotation, cellular component: plasma membrane. Gene Ontology annotation, biological process: positive regulation of endocytosis; regulation of receptor internalization; positive regulation of cell-cell adhesion mediated by cadherin. The transcript is spliced from 13 exons. The record is from RefSeq and is a predicted model, not a curated record.
CCACCGUGCACUUCCGGUCUAGCAGACAUUUUUGUCGCUCCGGUUGACGGUAAACAGCAACCUCCUCACUCGAACCAGACCGACGCGGACAAAGCUCGGUUUUACUCUCCUCGACGAAUAACGCUAAAGCUGCAGAAGAAAUGUUCUACACAUGUGGACCCAAUGAAGCCAUGGUGGUCUCAGGCUUUGGCCGCUCUCCGCCUCUAAUGAUCGCCGGAGGACGAGUAUUUGUCUUCCCGUGUAUUCAGCAGAUUCAGAGGAUCACCCUGAACACACUAACUCUAAAUGUGAAGAGUGACAAAGUGUACACCCGACAUGGUGUCCCCAUCUCUGUCACGGGAAUUGCUCAGGUGAAGAUCCAGGGCCAGAACAAGGAGAUGCUCGCUACCGCCUGCCAGAUGUUCAUGGGCAAGUCAGAGGCUGAGAUUGCCCAGAUCGCCCUGGAGACGCUGGAGGGCCACCAGAGGGCCAUCAUUGCUCACCUCACUGUGGAGGAGAUCUACCAGGACCGCAAGAAGUUCUCCGAGCAGGUCUUUAAGGUGGCCUCCUCGGACCUGGUCAACAUGGGGAUAGGGGUGGUCAGCUACACCCUCAAAGAUGUCCAUGAUGAUCAGGACUACCUCCACUCCCUCGGCAAGGCCAGGACGGCUCAGGUGCAGAAGGAUGCCAGGAUCGGAGAGGCUCAGUACAAGCGGGACGCUGUCAUCAGGGAGGCCCAGGCCAUGCAGGAGAAGGUGUCUGCUCAGUACAAGAACGAGAUCGAGAUGGCCAAGUCCCAGCGGGACUACGAGUUGAAAAAGUCUGCCUAUGAUGUGGAGGUCAACACCAAGAAGGCAGAGUCCGAAAUGGCCUAUCAGCUUCAGGUGGCAAAGACCAAGCAGCGCAUCGAGGAGGAGAAGAUGCAGGUGCAGGUGGUGGAGCGUGGCCAGCAGACCAUGCUGCAGGAGCAGGAGAUCGUCCGCAAGGAGAAGGAGCUGGAGGCCAAAGUCAAGAAGCCCGCAGAGGCCGAGAAGUAUCGUCUGGAGAGGCUGGCCGAGGCUCAGCGCCUGCAGCUCAUCAUGGAAGCUGAAGCUGAGGCAGAGUCUAUCAGAAUCAAGGGAGAGGCGGAGGCAUUCGCCCUGGAGGCCAAAGGCCGCGCCGAGGCAGAGCAGAUGUCCAAGAAGGCCGAAGCCUUCAAGCAGUACGGAGAAGGAGCCAUGGUGGACAUGCUGCUGGAGAAGCUCCCUCUGAUGGCUGAGGAGAUCAGCAAACCGCUGUCGUUGGCCAAGAAGGUCACCAUGGUGUCCAGCGGUGGCGGGGACGUCGGCGCCUCCAAGCUGGCCGGCGAGGUUCUGGAGAUCAUGACCCGCGUGCCCUUGGCGGUGGAGAAGCUCACCGGAGUGCACAUUUCCCAGGUUACAGGCCAGUCUCUCCGUGUGCAUUAAGACGACCUCACGCCCGGUGCCGCCAUCUCCCUGCGUGCUUGUGAGCCUCAUCAAAUGCGCGUCUGCUCCCUCUCUCGUUGUAGCUCUAAAAGUGCUUUUUUCCCCCCCCCACCAGAGAAGAUGCAUUUGUGGCGCGACAAAGCCUUUCAGUGUCUUUAAAUGAGUCAAUAUGUUAUGUUUGUGUACUGGAGGACAACAGCCUAGCUUUGUCUUUAUAGUCCGCUCUAUGUCCAUGAUAUUAGUCUGUGAAAUAGAUUGUAAAGGUAGCUUAUGCACGGCACAUCUUUACACCCAAAUUUGCUCCAAAUGCAUACUAAAAAGUGGUUGGGCCUCACUGAAAAGAAGUCAAAAUUACAAGAAUAGUUAUUUUCAUGAAAGCUUGUAAUAAAGGCGUUAUAUUAUGUGAAUGUCAUACUGGCGAAAGUCGUGGGAUUACAAAAAAGUAGGUGGUGAUAUUACAGUAAUUGUCACCCAUUAGAAAAAUAUAAUAUAUUGGAACAUUAAGAGUAUGUAAAAGUCGUAAUAUUCCAAGAAUUUUUACUUUUGAAAUGUGAUGUGAAUAUUACCAGACUAAUGUUUUAAUAAAGUGGUAAUAUGAAAAGAAUAUAGUCAUGAUUUAAAAAAAAAAAAAAGGUAAUAUUUGUAGAAUGAAGUCAUAAUUGCAUGGGAAAUGUAUACAAUUUAUUACUAUAAUAUAAUGACAGUCUCGAGACUGUAUUUAGUUUAAGAGUUUAGAAUUGUAUGUGUAUUCACGUAAUAUAAAAAAAGGGGAAAGUUGCUUCUUUUUUGUAAUAGGACAUUGUUUUUCCUCUAAAUUUUAAUAUCUAGUCUCUGAAAGAAGAAUUUAUUUGGGGUGGAACAUGACUAAUAUAUUCUGUUUUUCCUUGUAACGUUACAGUUAUGCUCUGAAAAUUAAUUUUUUACCAUUCAAUUUUUUUUUCUUGACACAUUUAAACGUAUUUUCAGAAUUUUUUAUUU